Messenger RNA from Rhododendron vialii, 3482 nucleotides. Its product is annotated as F-box protein SKIP14. The transcript has 2 exons. NCBI's taxonomy places the organism in Eukaryota, Viridiplantae, Streptophyta, Magnoliopsida, Ericales, Ericaceae. Gene Ontology annotation, cellular component: cytoplasm. The record is from RefSeq and is a predicted model, not a curated record. Gene Ontology annotation, molecular function: protein binding. The coding region runs from base 845 to 2350 and encodes 501 amino acids.
CCCCUCCCUUCCCUCCCCCAUCUCUCUCUCUCUCUCUAGAUUUCCAAUUUUUUUCACCUCUGGGUUUCUCUCUCCUCCUCCUUCUCCCCUCUCUCCUUCUCUCUACAUCCCUUCCCCUGAACCCGAUCGGCAUAUAUAUCCACGUCGGAGACGAUAUUAUCGGUUUGUUGAUAUAUACAUUCUGCAUAUAAACACGAACGACCAAUUAGGGUUUCGAUUCAACCCGACGUCGUCACAUAUCGAUGCAUUCUGUCGAUUGAGUUCUUUCGAAGCAAAUUAGGGUUUCGAGCAUCGGCGGUAAUCAAUUCCCUUCGUCUUGCUUUGAUUAUCUUCGUUUAUUUCCAUUAUAUAUUUCGUUCUAAGAUCUGAGUUGUAUUUUCGUGUAAAAUACGACUUAUUUGUUUAACCCUAGUUUCAUUAGUUCAGCCCGAAAUAGAGGAAAGAAAAAAAAAAUUGAUUGCUUCGUCUUCUGAUUGAUUCCGCAGCUGAUUUUGAGGUUAAACUCCGUGAGAUUUUUGGUGCGUUGUUUUAGUUAGCAUCUGAAAUCGAGGGUUUUCUUGUCGGAUUUUCUUUUUUCGUUCUGUAUCCGUUGAAAAAAAAGGAAAAAAAAAGCUAAAAGAAAAGCAAAAAAAAGAAAGGGUACUCAUUUUUCCUCUGAUUAUUUCAUUAUUGUAUCCGUGUGGAGAAAUCGACACGAAACCGGGGGUUUGCAUCUAUAGACAACCGAUUAGGGUUUCGAUACCAGACGUCGCUUUGUCAUUUUUGUUUGUCCCGGCAAAUUAGGGUUUCAUCUGUUGAGGGUUUGCGUCUAUAGAUUGAUUGGUUUAGGGGGUUUGGGUAUAAUAUGGCGUUGAACUUCUCUCAUCGUCCAAUCUUUCCGGCCCAUUUAUCUGAGGACAAUUUAGUUUCUCCAAUGAGGAUUGCGAAUGGUUGUCUCAUGGAAGGGAUUCCAGAGAGGAGUGGGGAUGGGUUUGUUAGGCCGUCGUGGCAUUCAAACCGAGACAUUGAAGGUUGUUUCGAUUAUGGGAGGAGGGAUAGAGUGGAUAGGAGUGGCUCACCGGAGUCUGCUUCCCGAGAUGUUCUUGAUUUAUUGCCUUCGGAUCCUUUUGGCAUGGAUAUAAGUACUACUUUUACCGCACUUACGGGUUGGCUCGAGGAUUUGGAAGUGGAUUAUGGAGGAUAUGGGAGGAAUCAUUUCGGGACUUCUAGAGGAGAGUACGAUCUAUUCGCUGGUCUGAAUUUCAUUUGGAACAAUGCUAUGCAGUUUCAAGCAUUUCCAAGUAAGGUUCAUUUUGGCGAGAAUAAGUCUAAUACAGCUCGUCAAGUUGGAGGUUGCACCCAUGAGAAGGGAGAGGGAAGCUCUUUGACCCAAGAUGGUUUUGGUUCCGUUUCCACGGUGCAUGAUGCCAUGAUAUUUUGUGACGAAAGUACUAGUACUGCUGGCCAGGAAAUACAACAAUGUCACGAGGUUGCUCAAAGUUGUCCCGAUGGAGAUGGUGAAGCUCCUCAUGCGGGUUUGGUUUUCGCCCUCGGUUUUCUGGGUGUCAGGGAUCUUCUUUCCGUGGACCGAGUUUGUAAAUAUUUGCAUUCAACUGUUCGAAGUGAAACCCUUUUGUGGAGGAGUAUUCACAUUGAUCAACCGUUGAAUGAGAGAAUUACAGAUGAUGUUCUCUUGCAAUUAACUUGCAGGGCACAAGGUAACCUGCAGUGCUUGAGCUUGGUGGGGUGCCAAAGGAUCACUGAUGACGGUCUGAAGCGUGUGCUUGAGAGUAACCCCAGGUUGACCAAGCUAUGCGUUCCUGGAUGUACCAGACUCAGUGUUGAGGGCAUCGUAAAUAAUCUGAAGUCUUUCAAGUGUAAGGGCACACCGGGUAUAAAACACCUCCGAAUUGGAGGACUAUAUGGCGUAACCGAUGAGCAUUUUGAACAGUUGAAGUUGUUGUUAGGUGCUGAUAUCCACAACAUUCAUCAGAAUGAUCACAAGCCCCAUUUCUAUCACCGGGGAAACCUCUAUCUGUUGUGUGACGAUGAGCGGGCAAUCGAUAUUGAAACAUGCCCAAGAUGCCAGAAACUGAAGCUUGUCUAUGAUUGCCCAGCCGAGGGUUGUCAAGAGAGAGGAAGGGAUGUCGCUCAAAAGUGUCGGGCAUGUAGGCUUUGCAUACCGCGGUGUGUUCAGUGUGGUUGCUGCAUCAACGACAAUGAGUAUGAAGAAACUUUUUGUCUGGAGUGGCUUUGUUCAGAUUGUUGUAAGCAGUUACCCAAGUCCCCGGAUAGGCAAGAUGGAAAGGAUGGUCUUCCUAAAAAUGGUGGGCUCCAGGACCUGAGUUAUACCUCCUGUUUUCAUGGCUAGAGGACGAUAUUGCUGCAGUUAGUGGCUUUUGCACUAUGGGAGCUAUCCAGGUAUCUCCUGAGAAGAUGUUAGGCAGCUGUUUGAGAUUAUCGUCUCUUUUUGUCUCAUUGUUGCCUCUUGAUUCUGUAGUGUCUUUGUUGGUUGGUCCUUUCUAUGGACUCUUGUGGCCGCUUUGGCUAGUUGGGGUUCAUUGUUUGUGGAGAAAAGAAAAGAGAAAAGGCAGGAAAAAAAUGAAGUAAAAUUAAAGGAAAAAGUAGACGGGAUCUAGUACUAAAACUUUUAUAUGGGUCACUCUUUGUGGUGUUACAUGUUCCUGGUGAAGCUUCAAAUGUCACGACUUCUCUGCAAGUCUCUGAGGUCUUCUUUAAGGAUUAUGUUCUCUCUUUUUCUCUCGGCAAUGCUUCUUGGUUCUGUGGCCGUCAGUUGCUGAUUCUUUUGAUGGACUUUUGUGGCUGCUUUGGCUAGUUCGGGUUUAUUGGUCGUGAAGAAAAGAAGGGAGAAAAGGAGAAGAGAGUUACAUUCAGUUCAAAUUCAAGAGAAAAAGCAGAUGGAAUCAUCUGGUAUAAAAAUUCACUUUUUUUGUGUAUAACUCUUUAAUGGUGUUACAUGUCUCUGCGAGUCUUCUUUUGGCACUGAUCGGCUCCUGGCAAGGGUCUAAGGCGCUAAUGGGCUCCUCUCGAACGACUCUAUGUGUGGAUAAUUUGUUGAUAAGAAGAAGAGGUCAUGCAACGUUGGUGGAUGUUUUGUGCCUCUCUUUCUGAUCAAGUCUCCAUUUGCUUCUCAAAGGAUGUUAUGCUUAUUCCUUUUGAGUGAAAUGCUGCUGGUCUGUUAUUCAUACAACUAGGUUGUCUGGAGAUUGUUUGUGGCGGAUAGCACAGCACCGCCACUGCGCGGCUCGGUCCACUGCCAAUCCAUCUACUUUAUGUCGUUCAUGUAAUCUGAUUUUAUCCAGACUAUUGCACCGCACGACUGUGUUAGAUUUAUUAUGUUUAUCUUUCUAUUUUGAAAGAGCAUCGCACUGGCGUCUCUCUGCCUGCUCUUAUGUCUCUUGUUGUAUCCCUUUCAAAUGUCGUGCAAUAAGAUUUUCUGCACAUUGUUUGAAUGACAAUCACAUGUUCUAGAUGAUGAGAAA